AUGAAUAUUUUAUUAUCAUGUAUUUAAGGUUAAAAAGAAUUCAAUCAAAAGCAACUACUUUAAUUAGAUAUAGACAAAUAUACUCAAUAUCCUGAGACUCUCACUCCAAUCUUUAUUCAAGUUGCUGUCAAAAUAUAUGCAAAUAAAGACAAGUACUUAGAUGCAUUGGAAGAAUCUAAAAUAUUACAACUCAUUAUUAAAGGACUUGUUAUCAAAGUAAUCUAACUAUUUAAUUUAACUUUUAGAGAUAUAAUCAUGAUGUCCUUAUUGAAAUUGGAUCAAUUAUCAAUUUCUAAUCAAAUGAUAAAUCGAAUCUUAACAUAUUUUAUUAUGUGUACCUAUGUUAACUUUACAAAUAAAAGUCAAAAUCUUAGACUGUUCAACAAUAACAACAAUUAAAUAAAAUGAUCAAUAUCUAUGAAGAUUAAUUCAAGAAUUACAUACAUCAUUUAUCAUAAAUUGAUUGGAAUCAAAACUUACUUCAUGCGCUCAUCAAAUGUGUUUUAUUUAAUCCAAUACUUUUUAGAAAUCAUUCAAAAUAAAUUCAAGAAUUAUGCAUUUAAAGAAGAUCAUAAACACCAAUCCUUCAACUCUUAACUUAAUUAUAUGCUGUCCUUCAAUUUACAUAUUUGGAAAGCAAAUAAGGAAUCAACUCUUAUCAAUCUUAAAUUGCAAAUACACUUGAACAAAUUUUUGAUGCUUAUUAUGUUCUUGCCACUUUAAUUGAUUUGGAUAAAGAAAAAAUAAUCUUAUAAAAUAAUUGGUAAACUCAUUUAUCCACUGAAGAAAUCAAAAUGAAUCUUUUAAAUGUAAUUUAUUCACCUUAAUUAGAUCGAAGGAAAAUGUUAAAAAACUAAAUAUUCAAUCAUCUUUUAAAUUAUUAAAGACUUUCUAACCACAAAUGAUAAUUUUUAUAUCAAUUUCAAAGAAACUUUAAAUGUCCUAUCACUCCUACUUCAAUCAUAAUUACAAUUUAUCAAAGAAGAUAUCUUAAUUGAUAUUCAGAUUGAAAGUGUCAUUCAAAAAAUUGGAGAAAUUCUAUAACUCAAUCAUUCUUUUAAUGAUCAUUUAGAAGUAGUUUACGAAACCUAACUAACUCAAAGUAUAAUGUAAUAAUUAUAAAAUAAACUCAAUAAAUUAAUGAUUGAUAGAGGAAUUACCCUAAAUAUAGAAACAUUCAAAGAAUUAAACUUCUUAAGUAAGUCUAUUUCACUUACUUUAUUGAAUACACUCAUAUAGUCUAGUUUUGGAUAAGGUUUAAUUAUCAAUACAUCCAUACUUUAAAUUUUAUUUAAAUUUACAUAAUCAUCAUUUUCAGUAAACACAUAAAUCAUCAAAUUAAUCUCUUCACUAUGUGAAUCUAUGUCCUAAUAAAGUAAUUAUUAAAAUUAAAGUAGAAUUUUUAACUACAAGAAUUGAAUUAGAAAUAAUUUCAAGAAUUCUUGAGUAACUAGAACUUGAAUUUCCUAAAUUCAUGAAAAAUAUGAGUAAUUUUAUGAAACGAGAAAGACAUUCAAUUUAUCAACCAUAAAAUAUUGAUAGUAAAAGGAAACAAAAGCCCACCAAAGACAUAUAAUUAGGUUUUCUACCUUAAGAUUAACUUAACAAAAAUAGUGUAAAAUUAUUAAAAUCAAGAUUUGCAAAUCAAUUUACUGCAUUAUCAUAAUUGGUUGUAAAUAACUUAAGAUAAGGAUAUUCAUUGGAUUUAACUAAAAGAUUGUAUCAAUUAUUAUUUAUUAUAUUUUCAUUUCCACAUGACAUUUUAUUAAAUUAUUGUGGAAGUCAAGUUAUCUCAUCAUUAUUAGUAUUGUGUAAGGUAGUCUUACAAAAUUACAAUGAAUUAGAAUUAUGCUUAAUCUAACCUAUUAAAUAUUUUAUUUAAUUUUUGCUUUCAUCAGAAGUCUACGAAAUAGACUUAGAUUUAUAAUAAGCUACUUUAGGUAUUCUAGAUUUGAUAAAUUUUGUUUAUUAAAGAAGAAAAACUUUAUCGAUUGAUAAUUAUGUAUCAACAAUUGUAAAUUAUUGUAAUAUUAAUUAGAAAUCAAUUAACGAUUAAUUUUCUAAAGCUCAAUAGAUAUUUUAAUCUGUGAAUUCAGACGAACAAUAUUAUUCCUGUAAGGAGAAUUAAAUGGAUGUAUCGAUGAAUGCCAGUAAUGGAAAUAAUAAUAAUCUUCAUUAAAUAGCUGCUCAAAUCAGAAAAACUAAAAGCUUUAUUGGAGAAGAGGAAAGUAGCUCUAAAUAAUAAAAAUAAACAGAAGAUGAGAUGUUUUAUUCCAUAGUAAAUAAUUCAAAUGUAGAUAAUACAAAAGGAGAAUAGCAAAAUUAAUAAAUUGUUACUUUACAAUAAAAUAUCAUAGUGAAUGAGGAUGAUGAGAUUGAAAUACCAAAAGUUGUUUUCGAUUGA
Molecule: messenger RNA, 2404 nt
Organism: Paramecium sonneborni
Lineage: Eukaryota; Ciliophora; Oligohymenophorea; Peniculida; Parameciidae
Source: the annotation of a GenBank genome assembly